ACGCUCCUUGCGCAGCCCAACUUCGACAUCCUGCACCUCGUCGUCGCCCUCCCCGUCCGCCUCUUUACCGAGGCGAGCAUCGCUGUCGGGCAGGAGACGUGGACCUGGAUCGCCGACGCCCGACCCGAGCUCGAGGCGCGCGUCGUCGCCGAGGUGCUCGAGGCGUGGGCGGGCACGAUCGAGUCGCAGCAGGGCCUGUUCUGCAAGAAGCUCGACACCGACACGCCGCUCAACCAGGAGACGCAGUACACGCCGACCGACAAGGACGAGCUCACGCGCAACUACCUGAUGGCCAACCGCCUGUACUCGCCGAUGCUCGCCCUCCUCGAGUUCCUGUCGAGCCGGUUCCAGGCGUUCCGGUACCGCAGCGCCGAGCUCGUGCACGCGAGCCUGCUCUUCUUCGUCCGGCUCGUCGCAGCGCACAAGUCG
Molecule: messenger RNA, 429 nt
Organism: Rhodotorula graminis WP1
Lineage: Eukaryota; Fungi; Basidiomycota; Microbotryomycetes; Sporidiobolales; Sporidiobolaceae
Exons: 2
Source: RefSeq, a predicted model, not a curated record